This is a messenger RNA of Cryptococcus amylolentus CBS 6039, 1437 nucleotides long. RefSeq lists its product as hypothetical. The record is from RefSeq and is a predicted model, not a curated record. NCBI's taxonomy places the organism in Eukaryota, Fungi, Basidiomycota, Tremellomycetes, Tremellales, Cryptococcaceae. Gene Ontology annotation, molecular function: ubiquitin binding; ubiquitin conjugating enzyme binding. The coding region runs from base 1 to 1437 and encodes 478 amino acids. The transcript is spliced from 6 exons. Gene Ontology annotation, biological process: ubiquitin-dependent protein catabolic process. Gene Ontology annotation, cellular component: cytoplasm.
AUGCCCUCCCCGCCAGCAUCCCCACCGCGCACACCCACGCCCACCGCUGCCAGACCAGUCGCAGCUGAGCCCGCCUCCCCUCCCAUUCCCCCUGCCAAGUCCUCCACUCCUACGCCCGUCGGCACCGUCCCUGCUUGUGCCACUCCCACUUCCCCUCCGCACUCAACGACCGCUCCCACGACUGAGACUGCUGCUUCCGCGCCCACCAUUGAGGCUCCUGUCCAUGCCAACCCAAAGAUUGCCGAGCUGCAGGCCAUCUUCCCAACCGUGGAUGUGUCGGUCAUCGAACUUGUCUUGGAGACGUGCGGCGGAUCCACAGAUAGAGCCAUCGAGCAGCUUUUGGGCAUGACUGAUCCCAACUUUAAGCCCGAUGAACUUGACGGAUCUAGGCAAGGCCACCAAGUUGACCUGGACGCCGAAUUCGCUCGGUCAUUGCAGAUGCAAGAUGAGGACGAGUUCCGCCACCAACAGCGCCAGUACGAAGCAUCUCACGGCGCUGGUGCCAACAGCAGCCUUCCACCGGGUCAGUUGCCAUACCAGCCCCGUGUCCGUCGGGCACGGCCCCCUGCGCCGCAGGCCGCUUAUCAGCCAGAGUCUGGGGAACGGGAAGCAGCUGUUGGCGGAAGGUGGGAUCGGUACGAGCAGAGGCCUACUGGUGACAAUCCCCCUGGAGCUUUGAUGGUAGAAGAGAAGCUGGAGAGAUUUGCUGAAGUCGGCAAGCAGACAUUCAACUCUUUUCUCUCUCGAGCCAAACAAAAGUAUGCCGAGUUCCAGACCGCUCAAUCUGAACGGCCAAAACACUAUCAGCCUGGUCAAUCCGAAUAUGCCCCGGCCCCCGGCGGUUCGCGUGGUGGCGAGCAAAACAGAUACACCCAGCCCCAAGAGCGUGUUGGCGGACUGUGGGGUGAGAGGUCGAAUUCGCCCAGUAUCAGUGGGAGAUCUGAAAGCUUCUCGUCGGCCAGUACACUGGACCCACAGCCGGUACAACUUGACCGAGGUGGUCAGAUUCCUGUAAGGCAGAGUAGUGGCUCAAAGAGGUGGCAGCCGUCCGACGCUUAUGACGAUCCGCUUCCGCCUUCGAGGGGCAGCACAUCAAGCCCCAACAGAGUCGAGAUUGCUACCCGUAACAGUAUUUCUGGGAGCCCCGACAAGGCUGGCAAAAUUGACCUCGCCAAGCUGGGUAUUCUCCCCAAGAAACGUGUCGACCUGAUGUCAACCUCUCCCUCUAAACCUCUCUCCAGCGGUUCCGGCGCUGCCUCAUCAUCCAAUGCCAAGACCCACGACAAUGACUCGGAUGAUGACCCCAAUCCCGGUCUUCCGAGCGCAAGCUUUACAAACAAGAUUCCACCUACGCCGCCUGCUAGCAACAGUCCGUAUAGGUUGGAAGAUAGCGAUGAUGAGCUAGAGUACACCAAGAACCCUUUCGAUGAAAAGUGA